This is a messenger RNA of Zonotrichia leucophrys gambelii, 3655 nucleotides long. Its product is annotated as D(1)-like dopamine receptor. Lineage: Eukaryota; Metazoa; Chordata; Aves; Passeriformes; Passerellidae. Gene Ontology annotation, molecular function: G protein-coupled receptor activity. Gene Ontology annotation, biological process: adenylate cyclase-activating adrenergic receptor signaling pathway. The transcript has a single exon. The record is from RefSeq and is a predicted model, not a curated record. Bases 1 to 1296 code for a protein of 431 amino acids. Gene Ontology annotation, cellular component: plasma membrane.
AUGGGGAGCGCGGCGCCGGGGGGCGGCCCGUGGGUGCUGCGGGCGCUCACCGGGUGCCUGCUGGGCGCGCUGGUGCUGGGCACGCUGCUGGGCAACGCGCUCGUGUGCCUCGCCAUCCUGCGCUUCCGCCACCUCCGCAACAAGGUCACCAACUGGUUCGUGCUGUCACUGGCCAUCUCGGACCUCUGCGUGGCCCUUUUGGUGAUGCCCUGGAAGGCGGUCACUGAGGUGGCUGGAGGCUCCUGGCUCUUUGGCAGCCACUUUUGUGACACCUGGGUGGCCUUCGACAUCAUGUGCUCCACCGCCUCCAUCCUGCACCUCUGCAUCAUCAGCCUGGACCGGUACUGGGCCAUCGCCAGCCCCUUUCGCUAUGAGCGCAGGAUGACGCAGCGCCUCGCUUGUGCCAUGAUAGCCAUGGCCUGGGCUCUCUCCAUCCUCAUCUCCUUCAUCCCCGUGCAGCUGCACUGGCAUAAAGCCAAGGACAGUGGAGAUCCAGGCUCCUGGCUACCUGCGACACCCCGCUGCGAUGUCAGGUUGAACCGCACUUAUGCCAUCACCUCCUCCCUUAUCAGCUUCUACAUCCCGGUGGCCAUAAUGAUCAUCACCUACACCAGGAUCUACAGAAUUGCCCAGGCCCAGAUCCGCCGCAUCUCCACCCUUGAGAGAGCAGGAGGGCAGUGGCCAGGUCCUGGCAAGGAGCCCACAUCCUCUCUGCGGCGUUCCUUGCGCAAGGAGACCAGGGUGCUGCAGACCCUUUCUAUCAUAAUGGGAGUCUUUGUUUGCUGCUGGCUGCCCUUCUUCCUGCUGAACUGCCUGCUGCCUUUCUGCCAGCCCAGCCUCCAGGAGGACCCUGAAGGGCAGCCACUCUGUAUCGGCCAAACCACCUUCAACGUCUUUGUGUGGUUUGGCUGGGCCAACUCUUCACUGAAUCCAGUCAUCUAUGCUUUCAAUGCAGACUUCAGGAGGGCUUUCAGCAAUCUCUUGGGCUGCCAAUGCUGCUGCACACCUGAAUCCCCUGUGGAGAGGGUCAACUUCAGCAAUGAGCUGGUUUCCUAUCACCGUGACACCACCUGCCAGAAGGAAGGAGCUGUCCCAUCGUCAGUGCCUCCUGCUGCCACUACUGCCUGGGUGCAACCCGUGCCCCAUGCCAUAAACCUCCAGGGAGAGCACAGCAGUGAGGAGAUGUCUAUGGAGAAGAGGGCUGUGACUUCUCAGACUGCCCUUGGCAGCAGCCCCAGCAGUUGUCAAGUGCCAGCUAUUCUGCAAUUGGAUUGCAAGGCAAAGCCAUCCCUGUAAACUGCUGCCCCCUGUACAGGACUUGGUCAGUGUGAGGGACCCUCUUGUCUCAGAGGGAUGAGAGAUGAAUCACUUCUCACACACACAGCCACCGCACACGGAGAGUUCUCCCUGUCUCCAUGUAAGCUCCCCAGCAACAAAAGUCCCAUGCCAGAGGGAUGGGAAAACACUGCUCCUACCACACGGGAGGCAUAUGGAGUCCAUUCCAAAGGCACAUAGCUGCCACACAUUUACCUCUUCCCAUGGCCACCUUCACCCCUUACUCCCACAUAAGACAUCUCCCAUGCAUUUGUUCACCCCCGUUCUACAGUCAAAUUCAAGGUAUAUAUUAAGAAUAGUAGAUAAUUAGAUCAAAGUAAAAAAAGCUCAUAGUUCAGGCAGCCAAUCCCUUCAGAAAGUAGAAAUAUAGUAUGAUCCACAAAAUAAAGAGUGACCAGGUCAUCUCUGUCAACCCAUUUCACUACUUGCAAAUAUGAAGAUCAACACAAGGCAGAGCAAAUGAGUGUUGGAUGCAGGCAAGAGAAUACUGGGAAAACUAUGAUUGUUUCUAUCUGUGUGGAAGGGUUCAGCAGACAUUAAGGCAAUACAGUGGCAUCUCAUUGUCCUCUGUUUCUCUGUCCACUAAAAGGUUCUGCUGCUGGCCAUUUAUAAUAGAAUGCUCCACUCACCACCAUCCUUGUCCCAUUUUUUCUGUCCCUCACCUAUGAUGGAUUGCCUUUGAUUUUCAGGAAGAUGAUGGAGAUGCAACUGUCCAGAAAAAGACAUAAAGGAUGCUUACAAUGCAAGAGCUUUCUUGGGCAUUGUCUCACAGAUGGUACAAAUUCUACUUUUCAGAACAGUGAUCUGUGCUGAAAGGACAGCAGCAGCAAAGAGACUCUCCUCCCAGUGAUCCUGCUCCCUGUGAUUUUAAACCAGGUGUAGUUCUUAAAUCCCUGUAUGCAUUUUCCCCAUCAUUAGUUCCUAUGUGAAAAUAUGCUCAUGCUACCCUGCUCUUUUCAGGAAUGUGUCCUUGGGGAAUACUUGGGUGUGACUGCCAUCUGUUCUUGGGCUACAGAGGCAGGACAAGAGGUAAUGGGCUGUAAGGAAGACCAAGGCAAGACUUUGUAAAAGCUUUCUAAGAAUAAGGGUAAUUAAACACUGGAGUAGAUUGCCUAGGCAAAUGAUGACUUCUCUCUCAGUAAAAUGACUGUAAGCUUCUGUCAGAUAUGACAGUGACAAUGUUGAUCCUGCCUUGGGGCAGAGGCACAGAGUAAUGGUCUCUUGAGAUAAUUCUCUCUCUCUAGUCCUGCUUCACUAUGACAAUAUGUCUCCUUGAGAAGCAUUGAGCUUCAGAUGUUUGCCUGUGGGUUUUUUUGCAUGCAACUAUCCUUAGAUGUUUUAUUGUAGGCAAAAUAGUACAGAUAAGAACUUUGAGAUGUCAUUGGUGUACUUCCUUUCUUUUAGUGAUUAUCCAUGUUUCUGAGCAUUUCACUAUCAUUCAGCAUGCCUAGUGCCUCCUCUGGAGAGCAAGAGGUGAUCAUAUACGAACUGUACAUGGAUUCAGAUGUUAAAGAUUCUAUUUAUAUUUUCCUCAAUACAUUCUUUCUUCUUACACAAACCAGAAAUGCAUAACAAUGUCAGAGUCUAACUCCUUAAAACAAACAAACAAGCAAACAAACAAACACACAUUUCUAUCUUCAAGCUCUAAGAGACAUCUCAUUCCAUGCUCUCCACACUAAAACCCUCCUGGGGAGAUGCUGAUAAACCUGACAAGACACUGCCCUGCAGUGUGAGCUCCCAGCUGCCUGCCACCCUUGUGCUUCUGUUGCCCGAGCUUCAGCAGGCUCCAUCCCUCAGGGAGGGAACUGUCCCUGCCCUCACACCUUCCUGCUCAUGGGCAGGUACUCCUCUGGCAGUUGAGGUCACACAUGAAAUUACUAUGCACAGGAGAUAAUUUUUUUUUUUUUUUUUAGUAUGUGUACAGUCUCAUUAUUAGUGAUAAAAUAAGUUAAUGAAUGGAAGAGAAAGAUUUACCUUCUCCCAAGGUUUGUCCUGCUAUGGGAGCUGUCUCACCCAGGAAUUAGGCUGGAUUUACUAUUUAGAGUGAUGAUGAAAAUGGUGAAGGACAGAGUGGGUAGCAGAAAUUAAGCAAUGGAUAUAUUUGAAUAAUGUUUUCUCUUAAGAACAAUCAAAAAUGCAUGGUAGCUUCAAUCUAUGAAACUAUAUUUGUAUUAAGAAUAGAAAAAGCUAUUUCUGUCAGUGCUUGUGGUCAUAGUUCAAAUAUGCUUCAUUAAUAGAUCAGAUUGUACCUGAAAAUAAGUGUACAUUUUCCUGAAGAAAAACUCCUGGUCUUUACUGCAUCUUUUUAAAGUGACAACUU